GCCACGGUAUAAAGUGCGUAGAGCUGAUAGGCAACUUGUGAAUGAACCGAACCCGUUGCAAGCUGGUACGGGAAAAUGCGCUAUCAGUAUCCCAUUGUCUCCUCAUAACUGCAGUGUACUGAUAUCUAGCAAGUCACUGAAUGCUUCAUACGGGUUGACGUCAAUCACCCUAUAUAUUAACCUCACGAGCAGAUAAUAAUCAUUUUGCUGGUUCAAGUAGAAAAUGCGAGGCUUCAGUGUCAGUUGUUGAGCACUUCAAUAAUUUGUGUAACUAUACAGACAGCUGGAAGCAGACUUGCCCCUACUCACCGAGCAGGCAGCAGUAACCUCACAGGAAGUUGUUACCCAGGUACUCCGAAGUAGUUAUGGACACGGUGAUCUCGAUUGAAGAGUACAAGAGACUGUGGGCGCAGCCCUUCAAGAUGAGGUACGUGGAGCAUGAAGGCAUCAAACUUUUCGAGGAAGGAGAUGAUGUGGUCAAGGCACUGAAGACAUUUGAAGUCAGAGAUGAUGACAGCUGGAUCGUGACCUAUCCCAAAGCAGGAACAACUUGGGUGCAGGAGAUCAUGUCGUGUGUGAUGCAUGACGGGAACUUGGAGGAAGUCAACAAGCGACAUACUGUGUUCCGAGUGCCGUUCUUAGAGAACAAUCUACCAAAGACAAUUCGGCAAGACACUAAGGUGCCUUUAAUUAGCGACGUGGUUGAGACGCUGCCCUCGCCCCGGGUCCUGAAGUCCCAUCUUCCUGGUCAGUUCCUGCCCCCUCAACUCUGGGACAAGGCUAAGACCAUCUACGUCAUCCGUAAUCCCAAAGACGUGGUGGUGUCUUUUUUCUACUUCGUCAGGAUGCUCAAUCCUGAGAAAAGCGACCUUGCCUUCAGCGAGUUUUUCGACGAAAUGACGUCAGGAAAAGCGCCUUACGGUCCAUGGUGGGACCACUACCUAUACUUCUGGAAAAUGAGACACCAUCCAAACGUCCUCCUGCUGAGAUUUGAAGACCUGAAAAGGGAUCUGAGAGGCAAUAUUGAAAAGAUCAGCAAGUUCCUGGGCAAGGACCUGCCCGCCGAGGCACUGGACGCCAUCACGGACCACUGCACCUUCGCCAACAUGAAGAAGAACCCCAUGGCCAACCCGGACUCCCUCUGGGAACCGCCCAAACCGGCCGCUGACGCCGCACCGAUUUCCUUCAUGAGAAAAGGCAAAGUUGGAGAUUGGAAAUCUCACUUCACUGUGGCUCAGAACGAGGCUAUGGACGCCCUCAUUCGAGACAAGUUCUACGGAACUGGAUUGACGUUCGACCAAUAGAGCCUGAAAGAUCACCGCUAUAGUGGCGCGCUUCCGGACCCCUUGGAUACGAACAUUAGCGUGCAAAUAAUUAUUAAUUUUGCAAUUAUUUUUAGUAUACGUUGAUCUCUUUUUAAAAAGAUCACCCUCGAAACUAGGUUUAUCUAUGUAUGGAAACUGAAAAAUCACCUGACGUAAGUAAAAUAUUGUGCCAAAUAUUGACCUCUAUCUCACUCUCGAAAAUCUCAAAUACAUGUGUAUGAUUAGUGGAACUCGGUGUAGGCCUAGCCUACUGGUACAAAGAUGAACAGUUAUGAAAUAAUUUUGUUGCGGUCAUUGAGUGAGAGACGAAACUUGACCUUGUCUUGCAAAAUUUCACGCCCGUGCUGCUAGUAGGCCUUAUGUAUUAUAUUGUAAACAAAAAUAAUGGGCACAACACUUAGAUAACGCUAUAGCGGCAUGCAGUAGUACUAUAGCACUGCAAAGAAGUACAAAUUCGGAUUAAUUGAUUAAUUUUUCAAUCUUAUUCCAAGUGAUGAUAUUUUAAAUACAAAAGUCUACGUACACUUUGGUUUUUGAAUAAAUGCAUGUUUCCUGCUUGACAAAAUGAGUUUGACACAAUCAAUUUGAGUUUAAUUGUACAUAAAUAAAAGCUUGACUUUGUAUAGAACGAA
Molecule: messenger RNA, 1957 nt
Organism: Patiria miniata (bat star)
Lineage: Eukaryota; Metazoa; Echinodermata; Asteroidea; Valvatida; Asterinidae
Product: sulfotransferase 1A1-like
Exons: 8
Coding region: 366-1304 (312 amino acids)
Biological process (GO): sulfation
Cellular component (GO): cytoplasm
Molecular function (GO): sulfotransferase activity
Source: RefSeq, a predicted model, not a curated record